AGUUUCGUUUUCUGUUUCUCCCGAAAGCUGGUCAGGUCAGGCUGACGAGGCCUGUUUCUAGAGUGUGAACAGCAAACACCCACCGGCUGCCGCCUCCUCUCACAGCUGCCAGAGUCCAGCCGGGCAAGGGCUCGCUGCCUGCACCAGCCCAUCCCCUCCACGCCGCGGGCAGAGCAGGGGCCGCGGCUCCAGGCCUCCAGCCGCUGCCGCCGGGAUGGCCCAGGCUCCGGGCGACCCUGAUGAGAGAGGUACUUCUUCCUCCCAAGGAACAGCAGACCUCGAGCAGAGGAUCCUGCAGGCGCUGAGGGACGCCGGCUCCCCCAUCAAGUCCAUCCAGUUGGUCAAGGAAUGCCAGGUGCCCAAGAAAAAACUCAACCAAGUCCUCUACCGGCUGAUGAAGGAGUCGAAAGUCUCCCAGGAAGGCCCGGCGACGUGGGCCCUGGGCACCGGCAGGAUGGGAAGAGUGGUGCCCGCAGAGCCGGCCCAGGCCAACCAGGCAGGGAGGUGCCAGCAAGACAUAGUUGCAGUUCCAGAGGAGCCCGGCCUUCAGCUCACUGACCAGCAGGAAGCCAUCUACAGGUUUCUGGAAGCCCAUGGGCCCUGCAAGGCGCUGAACAUCGCCAAGGGGGUGGGAAAGAAGAUAGCGAAAGACGUCAACCGCGACUUGUAUGAUAUGAGGAAGCAGCACAAGCUGGACUUUGAUGAGAAGACAAGUACAUGGGCAAUUUAUCAACCAGAUUCGAGAGGAGGAAAUCGGGCCACCGCAAUUAUUUACCAGAAAAAUCCAAUCAACAUGAUCUGUCAGAACGGACCACAUAACCACAUUUCCAUUGACAAUUCUGAAAACAUCCAGAUUGGACAAGGGAACGUCAUGGUGAGACAGGUGGCCUCUGGGGAGAACGGCUCCAUGGCUCCCCUCCCUCCCGUGAUGCCAGCUGAUCCCUCCACUCAGGGUUCCCCAGCUGCAGCCUGGGGACCCCAGGACAUCCACUUGGAGAAGACUAUGCUCAGACGGGUACAGAUGGGACAUGACAACAUGAUGAACCUCAACAGCACGCCAACCAAGGGCCCUGCCGCCUGCAGCCCCUUUGGCAGCUCCUCAGCCUUUGCCACCCCUGGUGACACAGAGGCUUCGUUCGAAAUUCGAACACCCAAACCAGGACCUUCCUCCGAGGGGGAUGUGGCCCAGAGAGUCCACAUCAGUUCGUGCAUCCUUGAGGACACUGCCAUCGGCAACAGCAACAGAAUGACUGUCAGCUCAGGGACAGAUGGUCCAGGAGGAGUUGCAAGGCCUGAGGACGCUGGGGAGCCAGGCAAGGAUGCAGGUGCGGAGUCCAGAAGCCACGUCCCCCACGACCGUGACCAGGCUUCCCCCGGCAACGGCAACAACUUCACUGAGUUCAUCUCCCACCUGGAAGCUGUGACUCUUGAAAGCAGGGGUCCCCAAGCUGCCGAAGCCAGCGGCCGGGUGGACAGAACUGCAGACGAGGACCCGCAGGGGCAGGGGGAGUCCAGGACAAGCAGCCAGGCUCUCUCGGGAGGAGAGGACGAGCACCAGUGACCCUCACCGCUGUGCUUUCUGUGUCCCCUAAGUGUCAUUCCCACCUUCCUGCCUCCUGACACGUGGCCAGCGAGAGUCGGCAUCUGGCCCAACGUGGGGACGGGCCAAGGCACCCCUGUCCCUGCUGCCUCCUUGGCCCACCUUCCAGCAAGGCUGCCCAUUCUCCUCCCACUCAAGACCUGACUUCCUCAAGGCCCGUGAUGGCUGCCUGACCUCUUUCCCGCCUGACCUCUCUGGAACCUUCCUACUUCCACUCUGAUCUUGCAGGAUUUCUUAGCUGAAUUUCCAGAGAACAAAUCCCUCCCGUCCGGGCCUGGCGGAAGUCACCGGCCAGCUCGUGGGUCAGGUGACCUCGGCUGGUCGGUCAUCAGGGAAUGCUUGUCAUACGGCAACGUGGGCUGGUGGGUGGGCUGAGUUCCCUCGGAGGGGUGGGGGAUACGGCGGCAUUUCCAGAACAAAGGAGUGGGGUGGGGCCUGGGAGACACGUGGGAAGGGACGAUGGGAGGAAGAUAGAGAAAGAGGGAGGCGGUGGUCAGCCAGGCAGGGCCACUGUGGAAGAGGACAUACGUCCCCCACCUGUUGUGUCCAUAACACACCCGCAGCUACAUGCCCACGGCCCCUCCCAAUGCCACACCCGCACCUCACUCUUCAUUGUGUUUCCUCCGCCGCGGGACCCUGCAUGUCCAGUGUCCCGGACCCACGUGCCCUGGGGCUAGUGUCUGCCUUGGUGGAGGAAGGGCUGGCUCAUCACGGAGCCUCAGUAAAGAAUGUCAUUGGACAACA
This is a messenger RNA of Canis lupus familiaris (dog), 2344 nucleotides long. It is a transcript of the gene ZBP1, whose product is annotated as Z-DNA binding protein 1. The transcript is spliced from 8 exons. NCBI's taxonomy places the organism in Eukaryota, Metazoa, Chordata, Mammalia, Carnivora, Canidae. Gene Ontology annotation, biological process: positive regulation of type I interferon-mediated signaling pathway. Bases 215 to 1561 code for a protein of 448 amino acids. Gene Ontology annotation, cellular component: nucleus. The record is from RefSeq and is a predicted model, not a curated record. Gene Ontology annotation, molecular function: double-stranded RNA adenosine deaminase activity; DNA binding; RNA binding.